AGAGAGACGGCGCGCAUGGCGACCGCGGCGGCGGCGGGGGUGGCGUCGCUCCGAUACUUCCCUUCCUCCCUGAGGAACCGCGUCUGCCCCGGAACUACCAGCGGCGGCGGUGCGGUCACGUUUUCUCCGCGGCGGGGUCGCGGUGCGUCGGCGGCGGCCGUUGCGGCGCCAUCGCGGGAGGCUGAGCCGGCCUCCUCGCUCGGGGACCUCACCCGCGUAGACUUCCCCAUCCUCGACCAGGAAUUCGAUGGUAAUAAAUUAGUUUACUUCGACAAUGGUGCCACAUCGCAGAAACCCUCUCAUGUAAUGAAAGCCCUAGAUGACUAUUACCGAUUUUAUAAUUCGAAUGUUCAUCGUGGCAUUCAUGCUCUCAGCGCGAAGGCUACUGGUGCGUAUGAGGCUGCAAGAAUAAAGGUUGCAAAUUUCGUGAAUGCGGCUGAUAGUAGAGAGAUUAUUUUCACUCGUAAUGCUACAGAAGCUAUCAAUUUAGUAGCCUAUUCAUGGGGCUUAUCUAACUUAAAGCAAGGAGACGAGAUUGUUCUUACAGUUGCGGAGCAUCAUAGUGCGAUUGUUCCUUGGCAAUUUGUUUCCCAGAAGACUGGUGCUGUUCUAAAGUAUGUUGGGCUGACUAAAGAAGAGGUUCCAGACAUUGAGCAAUUAAAAGGGCUUCUGUCAAACAAGACAAAGAUUGUUGUUGUCCAUCAUGUUUCAAAUGUACUGGGUUCAAUGCUUCCUAUUGAGGAGAUUGUAGCAUGUUCAAACAGAGUCGGAGCUAAAGUUCUUGUAGAUGCUUGUCAAAGUGUCCCCCAUAUGCCAGUUGAUGUUCAGAAGCUUGGUGCCGAUUUUCUUGUCGCAUCCUCGCAUAAGAUGUGUGGCCCUACAGGCGUCGGAUUCUUGCAUGGAAAAUUCGAGAUCUUGUCAUCUAUGGAGCCUUUCUUAGGUGGUGGUGAAAUGAUUGCAGAUGUGUUCGAAGACAAAUCUACAUAUGCUGAGCCACCUUCUAGAUUUGAGGCUGGAACUCCUGCCAUUGGAGAGGCUAUUGCAUUGGGAGCAGCAAUAGAUUAUCUGUCAAACUUUGGCAUGCACAGGAUCCAUGAGUAUGAGAAAGAGUUGGGGGCUUAUCUUUAUGAGAGCCUUCUUUCCGUUCCAAAGGUUCGGGUCUAUGGUCCAGCUCCUUCCCAAAGUGAUCACCGUGCUCCUUUAUGUUCUUUCAAUGUUGAGAAUGUUCAUCCAACAGAUAUUGCAGAAAUUCUUGAUCUUCAGCAUGGCGUGGCAAUUCGGUCAGGGCAUCAUUGCGCACAGAUUUUGCAUCGAACCCUCGGUAUCACCGCAAGUGCCCGUGCCAGUCUUCACUUCUACAACACAAAGGAGGAGGUGGAUGUCUUCAUCCACGGACUUAAAGAUACCAUCGAUUUCCUUACUUCCCAACACUAGUGCAGUCCAGGCAGCAACGUACAGAAAACCUACGCCUGCUCAUACUAAUGCCUGCUGUCUAUCAGGCUUUUCUUGUAAAUCAAGCAUGGGAAAGUUUAUGUAAUCCUUUUUGCAAUCUUGAAGUUUUGAAAUAAGCCUUAUGUAGCUCGGGCAGUUCAAUUUGCAUUCUGAAACCAUGGAAUAAGCAUAUAUGUUCAUUAGAUCCACUUGUGGGCAGAAAUCCUACAUAAGUAGAUAUGGAAAUUAUGUCUGAAAGAGAAUGGCAAAGAUCCAUGUAACUUUUGACGCCUCAGACAUUGCAUGGUGCUACUGCACCUGCAUUUGCAUGCA
This is a messenger RNA of Lolium rigidum, 1764 nucleotides long. Its product is annotated as cysteine desulfurase 1, chloroplastic-like. The transcript has 10 exons. NCBI's taxonomy places the organism in Eukaryota, Viridiplantae, Streptophyta, Magnoliopsida, Poales, Poaceae. Bases 16 to 1434 code for a protein of 472 amino acids. The record is from RefSeq and is a predicted model, not a curated record. Gene Ontology annotation, molecular function: pyridoxal phosphate binding; cysteine desulfurase activity.